CCGCGAUUCACACCACCAUGAAUGCCGUCGACGAGCCGUUUGCGUACGCUGAACUGACCGAAGCAGAGUCGGACGAAGCCCUCCAAAAAGCCCUGCAAAGCGUCCUCUUGAAGCGAAAGCAAUACCAGAUGAAUGCGACCAAGCAACUGCAAAAAGAACUCGACGCUCAAGCCCGAAGCAUUGAACGAGCAGUGUCCAUGGCCAAAAUCACCGGUGCACUCAACGAGUCCAAUUCCCAAGCAGCCCCAUCUUCAUCCGCGACGUCGAACAUGGCAAUUCCCAUGUUUGCGACGCCAAAAUCAACCUUCCAAGACUUCCAUCCGUACUCCAAUAACCUCCCAACCCCCACCCCCACAUUAGCCGUACCCGCAACAGCUACGUCAAGCGCGGUUGCUGUCCCAUCAGGGCUAGAUACGAUAUUGCCACCGCCAUCAGCAGCCCUCACUGCCACUAAUCCUAUGAGUAGCACUUCGACCACUUCCACCACGUUUGUCGGGCUUGUAGUAGUCUCCACUGCGUUCAAGUACGUGCCUCCCCUCGCCGACAGCAUGCUAGCGGCAGCGUCGUCCCUCCACACUGUGCUUUGCGAUGUCUCUCUCGGCGGGUUCCUAAACCAAGCGACCAAACUGCUUGUGAAUCCGUCGCUGGUCGAGUUUCUAACGGAACUCGCCACGUUCGAAACGGCCGUGGACCCCCAAUCGACGUUCUUCAUGCUCGUCGUUACGCAUGGCGCCCGGGUGGUCAACGAGCCGCAUGUAGGCAGCUACCUCCUCUUUCCCGAGUCCCGCGUGUCGUCUGUGGAUGAGCUUGUGCUCACGGCGCUCCACGAGCAACAGCUAGCCGCCGCCAUCGAUCGAAUUCCAUCGCAGCGAAAACUGCUCGCAUUUGACGUGUGCCACUUGCAAAGCAUCCUCCCCCCCGUGACGACCAAGGAGGACGCUCCACCUCCUUCAUCCAUCAAAGGUCGCAUCCACGAAGACUUCGCGCGCAAAUUCCUCUCGCGGCUUCGCGAGUUGGAAACGCAGCGACAGGUGGCCCGCGCCAAAGCCGACCACAUUCCACUCAAGUCGCUGCCGGCUACUCAAGUGCCCGUGCUGGUGCUCGAAGCUUGCAAAGCCCGGUCGCAGAUAGCGAUCCACGAGAACGCCGGGUCUGGGAACGCGUUCUUCUUGCGUCGCUUUGUGGAUGCGUUUCGAGGCGCGGCGGCGUCGCCCGGGCGUCGAGACGCGUUCAAAAACUGGACUGAAGACGAUGCCAAGUUUCCGUUCGUUUAUGCGCGGGAUGUUGUGACGUACGUGGCCGCGGCGGUCCAGUUCGACGCGUACGUGGCAUCCUCCCGUGCAAGGGACGCCAUGGCAGCCAAAGACCUCUUGACCGUCCAAUUCGAAGAAGCCGCGUCCGUACGGGACAUGUCCCAAACGCCCCAGCUGCACUGCGACGUCCCGGGUCUCGACUUUCGACUCGGCAAAGUGCCCCAACCACCAAUGAACACGCCGACGCCGCCCACGCUCAUGUCAGCCUCGACCACGUCGCUCCAAGUCACGUGGACACUGCCCCCAGGGGACAAUAGGACGCCCGUCUUGGGCUACCAACUCGAACGAAAAGGCGAUGGCCCCGCCAGUGAGACGUGGACAUUGGUGGCCACGAGACUGGUGCAGACGUACGAAGAUGUCGUGCACAAUGCAGUCGUUCCCCCCAUGACACUGACUGCGACGGGACUCGCGUCGGACGCGGCGUUCCGCUUUCGAGUGCGCGCGAGGAAUGCUGGCGGGUGGGGACGUUACAGCGCCCCAAGCACCCCGUUGCGGACGAUGGCCGCGUCGACGUCGACUAGAUUUGCCACAGAUGUGCAGAGCAAGCGUACUCCACAGGACGUGGUGCAGUGGAUGGCUACAUACCCGACAUUUGGCCAAGUCCAGCAACUCGGAUGUCGGGCGUUGGCGCAGUGGGCUGUCGCAGCAACUACAAAGCAGUCCCACGGUGACGACACCACGAGCGGGUUGGUCGGUGGCGGCGUGGACGCGGCGCUCCGUGCCAUGAAAAUGUACACCGAAGACGUGCAAGUGCAGGCGGCAGCCGCCUCUCUCCUUGGCGCGUUGGCUCAAUAUGACAUCCAGGGGUGGACUCCAGCGCAGAAAGCCGGCGCCAAGAUCCUACUAAACGACCUCUUCGCCAAGUUUUCGUAUGCCGCGUUCCCGUCCGCACACACCACGGGCCUAUGGGCGCUCCGCGUCAUCACUGAGCCCCCCACGCGCCGCAAGAUCGGACGCAACGAAGCCGCCAUGAAGCUCCAAGGACUCUUCCGGCGGCGACAGGCGCGGCGGCUCCUGGCGGCCAUGGCCACUGCCUUGUUCCCUCAAAUUAUCGACCCCGCUACGGGACUCGCCUACUACUACGACACGCGAACAGGCGCCGCGUCUUGGACCCCCCCAAGCCGCUUCCUCGUGUCAUGAUAGGGAAGGGCGUGAAAGGAAAUCAACUUUCGAGGUAUUUUCCUAGUCCAGCCUCCUUGGGCGAGGAUAUAUAAACACCACAAUGAGACCACGUGGACGACGAGUAUGCAAGAAGUAUCCCGGUACCGUGAUCGCUAACGUCGAGUCCGGCCCUCGAAAGUCCAACUUCGCGUCUACUUGAUACAAAGUUACACGUAGUAAGCUAA
Messenger RNA from Aphanomyces astaci, 2659 nucleotides. RefSeq lists its product as hypothetical. The record is from RefSeq and is a predicted model, not a curated record. The transcript is spliced from 9 exons. NCBI's taxonomy places the organism in Eukaryota, Oomycota, Saprolegniomycetes, Saprolegniales, Verrucalvaceae. Gene Ontology annotation, molecular function: protein binding. Bases 18 to 2453 code for a protein of 811 amino acids.